GUCGAGCGAGCGUGGAAGUUAGCCAGCAAAGUCUUGACUCGUCAUGAUGCGCCUGAUCUUUUCCCUCACUUCACGUUCCCCAGCCUCGGUUACUAUAUCUGGAAUGAUUCGACUUUCUGGACGUCCGGCUUCUUUCCUGGCAUUGUCUGGUCACUGUACGAGCGGAGUCUGAUGACACCACUCUCGGUAGCUCCCAGCAAAGACCUUCUUCGCGCUGCACAGACAUGGCAGAUCGAAAUGGCCAAGGAACAAUUCAAGACAGACAACCAUGAUUUGGGGUUCAUGAUCAUGCCAUCUUUUGCUCGAGACUAUGACUUGACGGGCAAUCGUGCAUCCCUCGAUGUCGUUGUCAAUGCGGCACGAUCACUUGCUUCGCGGUUCAGUCCCACCACUGGCACCAUCAGAUCCUGGGCUGGGGCUCGCACAAAGACUUAUAACCUUCAUGAUGAAGAUGUAGACUUUGUCGUGGUCAUCGACAGCAUGAUGAACCUCGAUCUACUCUACUACGCGGCCCACCAUACCGGUGACAAGUCCCUUGCCGACAUUGCGACUACUCAUGCGACUACGACACUUGCCAACCACAUUAGGCCAGACUAUUCGUCAUAUCACCUGGUCAGCUACGAUCCACACCGCCAGGGAGUCGUUCGACAUCGUCUCACCAACCAAGGCUACGCCAACGAAAGCACAUGGGCUCGCGGCCAAUCCUGGGCGCUGUAUGGCUUUGCAACAGUUUACCAAUGGACACGGGAUGAGCGAUUCUUGGAUGCCGCGAUUGAAAUUGCCAAGUAUUUUCUCUCGCGUGUUGAUGAGAGCAAUGGUAUCGACACUAUUGUGUACUGGGACUUUGACGCGCCCCGGCCCGGCGUAUGGGACGUGUCUGCUGCUGCGUGUGCCUCUUCCGGCCUUCUUCUACUCCAGCAACUGGCUCCGAAGCGGUGCAAUUGUUUGGAGAGCGUUUUGCGGAUCCUCGAUACAGUCACAACUCGAGCAACAAGCAAGGGCGAUUGCCUUCUGGAGAGGAGCACUGCGAAUGACCACGUUCACGCUCUACAUCGCCUGGCGGAGCACGGCGUUGUCUAUGCCGACUAUUAUUUCCUCGAGGCAGGAAACCGUCUGCUGCAGCUA
Fusarium vanettenii 77-13-4 is the source of this 1125-nucleotide messenger RNA. RefSeq lists its product as uncharacterized. The transcript has a single exon. NCBI's taxonomy places the organism in Eukaryota, Fungi, Ascomycota, Sordariomycetes, Hypocreales, Nectriaceae. The annotation marks the transcript as partial. The record is from RefSeq and is a predicted model, not a curated record. Gene Ontology annotation, molecular function: chondroitin hydrolase activity. Gene Ontology annotation, biological process: polysaccharide catabolic process.